Molecule: messenger RNA, 548 nt
Organism: Raphanus sativus (radish)
Lineage: Eukaryota; Viridiplantae; Streptophyta; Magnoliopsida; Brassicales; Brassicaceae
Exons: 1
Coding region: 131-379 (82 amino acids)
Source: RefSeq, a predicted model, not a curated record
CUUGAUGAGAUAGCAUAAAUGGAAAUGGUCUAAUAUUUCCAUCGUCAAAAGUAUCCCCAAUCUCCUAAGUCCUUCCUUCGUCUUCGAUUCACACAAACACGAUCCUAAUCUUCAGUUGAAUCAAGAAGCCAUGGAUAACAGCAGCAGCAUCAAUUCCACCGCCUCCAACCUCAGCACGUCUUCCCUCGAGAAGCUAGAUCAGGCGGCGAGCUGGGUCAGCACAACCGUCAUAUCCGCCUUCUUCGCCUCCCUCGAGCGUUGCGCCUGCGUCAAUCUAUCCACCUCCGAUGAUGACGACGACGACGACGACUACAACGAGGAAUCCCACAAUCGUCCCCUUGCUCUCUCCGCCGCUCCCCAACCAGAAGACAUCGUUUAGAUCUGGGAUUUGAUUGUAUAAACUGAUUAUGCUUUGUCUCUGAAAGGAUUUGUGGAGUUUUUAUUUAUUUAUAUAUGCUUAGUUUUGGAUUUGGUAUCUGAACUUUUGUUGGAGUGAUUUGUAGAACCAGAGGAAACUGUGCUGAAGAAACGAUUGGUCUGUUUUCUGA